GUUCAAGGCAUCUUUGGCGCGGCUCCUCCUGUACCCUGGAGCUCCAAGUCCCUGUCACGGCGACCAUGCCUCAGCAUCCGCCCUCCCUCAGCUCCGCCCGCUCUGGCCGCGAUACCGGUGCCGGCGGUGGCCCCGCCCGCCCGUCGCUUGGUUGCGGCGGCGCUUCCGUCCGUGGGGACCGACCGAAAUGGCGGCGGCCACCACAGCCUUGUCCCUGUCCUCCGUCUCGUCCGUCUCCUCCUCCUCUGCCGCGCUGCUGCGCCCGGGCUGGGCGCCCCUGAGGCGGUGGCGAACCCUCGCUCGCAGCACCAGCAGCUUCCCGCGCAGCGCCGCCAGUGACGAAGCAACUGUUAUCUCAGGGACGAAGCUCGCACGCCAGGUUUUGAAAGAAGUUCGAAGGGAUGUGGAGUCGUGGAUAUCUGCUGGGAACCAGAGGCCUCACCUCACUGUCAUAUUGGUAGGGGACAAUCCAGCUAGUCACAUCUAUGUCAGGAACAAGAUAAAAGCAGCUGCAGCUGUGGGCAUUUCUAGUGAGAUCAUACUGAGGCCUAAAGACAUUUCACAGGAAGAGCUCUUGGAUAUGACAGUGAAACUCAACGAGGAUUCCAGAGUUAGUGGUUUAUUAGUUCAGCUACCUCUCCCAGAUCACAUAGACGAACGGGCAGUCUGCAACGCCAUCGCCCCUGAGAAGGAUGUGGAUGGGUUCCAUAUCAUGAACAUUGGGCGGCUGUGUCUCGAUCAGCCUUCCGUCAUCCCCGCCACCGCCGCUGCCGUCUGGGAGAUCAUAAAACGGACGGGAAUACAAACAUUUGGAAAAAAUGUUCUUGUGGCUGGAAGAUCCAAAAAUGUUGGAAUGCCUAUUUCAAUGCUUUUACAUACUGAUGGAGAGCACGAAAGGCCUGGAGGUGAUGCUACAGUGACCAUUACUCACAGAUACACCCCAAAAGAGCAGCUCAAGAUCCAUACACAGCUUGCUGACAUAGUAAUAGUUGCUGCAGGUAUCCCCAAGCUGAUUACAGCUGAUAUGGUCAAAGAAGGUGCAGCUGUGAUUGAUGUAGGCAUCAACCAUAUCCACGAUCCUCUUACAGGAAAAACCAAGUUAGUUGGCGAUGUGGACUUUGAAGCAAUGGGGGCCCUGAGUGAAGAGUCAGCUAUUACUGCGUCAUCCCUCAGCACUGACUUACGGAAUAAUUGGACGAAAAACAACGCUGAAGUAGAUUACACAGAGCAGCCAAAGCUCUUGAAGCUGAUGCAGACCUGCCUUGAGGAACACCACAGCUACUGUAUCAAUGGGCUCUGUGCCUUCCACAGCGAGCUGAGGAAGCCCAUAUGCAAGUGCCUUGCAGGUUAUAAUGGAGAGAGGUGUGAACAUUUAACACUAAAUUCGUACGCGCAUAAUUCUUAUGAGCGCUACAUUGCUGUGGGGAUUGGGAUAGGAAUACUGACCAGUGGAAUACUCGCCAUCAUCUACUGCUAUGUAAGAAAGAGAUGCAGGAAGCUGCAAUCCCCCUACAAGGUGUGCGUGGGUGAGACGGCGCUGUGAAGCCCCGGCGCUGGAGCGCUCACCGGUUUGCCUGCUGAGGAGGAAGGCCCCCUGCGCCCCGGGACAGGUACCCGGCCUCGCUGAGGAGAUGAGCUCGAGGCAACGGCGGAGGAGCGCGCCAAGGGAGCUCCCGCAGGACUGACAGGCUCUGUGUGUGGUUGGAGAAAGACUUCCUCUCUUUGGGUGAGGGUGGAUCAUCCUCAGGUCCAAGCAGCUGAGGACCCUGGCAGGCCUCUGGGCACUGCCCUGUGCCCGGUGUUGGCCGUGGGGAGGACUGGUUGGUUUUGGUUGUUUUCAGUCAUUUCAAGCACUCGUACAGUGUUCUGCUUUGGUCUUUUGUGUGUUGUGUCUGGUUUUGUUUUCUCCUUUUUUUUCUUCUCUGGAGGGUAAGCACCACCUCUCUCACAGUGGAGCUGUGUUCUGGACAUCACGCACUGACCACUAACCAUUUGGGUUCUGGUUGUGUUGUCUGCUGGCUGUGUAUGUGGAUAAACAGCCCUCUCCCAACCCAAUGGUUACCCUUGGUGUGCUGGGCCAAGUGUGGGCUUCUGGUGCCAUAAAGGACAGGAAAUGCUUUGGACUGAGCAAAAUGUCUGCUUCUUGAAAACAUCCUUAAAUUAGAAUAUAGAGAGUAGGCCAUUCCUGGAAAAUCAGACCGUGACACCUCUGGGCAUGGCAUGUUCUUACAGCUUUCAUAAGCUAAGCAACCAGAUGCCUUGCUCAAAAUGGAUUAUGGAGUGUGCUGGUGACGAGGAACUCUGCUCUUCCCAAGCAUCUUACAGCAGCUACACAGUUCCUUGGAAUUUCAGGCAGAACAUUGCCCUGCUGCACCCUGAUUCCUGCGCAAGACUUGAAUUGCUGGACAAGAUGGAAUUUUGUUAUGAAACUUGGCUACAGUUUUUCCCAGGAAACUGACUUUCUCUAGUCCAUUUGCACAUUAUGGGGACAAUGUGACCACUCAAACAACAAAGACAUGAUUUUAGGGAUUCGGUUCCACCCUGGACUAACAGAUUGCGUAUCGGAUGCUUGCUUCCAUUCAUCUGAUCUACAAAGAGUUGGCAAGGUACUAAGAUUUGGUUCAAGGAGAAGGGAAGAAAAUUGGUUCUGAAGAUGAUGGCAGCAACUGGGACGUCUCACUGCCAGCUGGAGUGUUUGCCAGCGCUGAUGUGACUAGAGAUGGCUCUCAGAGAUUUUCAUUUCAGCUGUUGCACGUGGUAGCUCAUCUGCUGUGCUCAGCCAUCUACCAGGGAAAGGCAAUUGGUGCUUUGAGAUUUUUGUGGAGUAAUAUUGGCUCCUAAAUUCAGGUGCCCUGCUGAAAGCUCAGUUUCUUGGUUGUGUGAGUUCAUUUUGACAAGAAGGAUGCAUGUUGUUUUUUUGAAAGAAACUGUAUUUGUGACACUACAGUGACAAUGCUUCCAAAUGUGUUUGAAAGGUGGGGUUUGAAAGGGUAAAGGUGUGUGUGGCACGUCAAUGGUCUGAAGCUCAGGGGGCUUCUCGUGUGGGCAUCCUGAUCGGUAGCUGAGCCGUCUUGGCUCUGUGAUAACCAGAAAAUAAAAGAGCACAUCACACACUGCUUGGAAUCACUGUAACGGAAGGGAGCAAGCAGCAUAUGCACACACAAAAAGGAUUGCUGGUGAGGGGUGGAUGGACACCACUCCUCUGCACAUGGACACCAGUAUUUUCAUCCCUCAGCCUUUUUGUCUUCUUGAUCUCCAGUCAAAUCUUCAAAUCUUUGCUCUGCUUGCUUUUUUCCAUUCUUCUGACCUUUUCUUAGGUUCUACUGCUGGGUCACUUGUGCUCUGGACAGUCUUCAAGUCAGCUUUUGGUAGUGGCCCUAUCAUUUUCUGUCACACGUAUGUGGUGAGAGGGCAAUUAGAUAUGAAUUAGAGUCUGCACAUCCUCACAAAUGAAAAACACCCUUCACCCAUCUCACAUGGAAAUGGAAGAUGUGCAUGUCAUUAGGAAAACACAGGUGAGGGAUCCUGCUCAUUGGUCUCAGGAGAAAAUGGUGGAGCUCAAUAUCCAAAGGAUGAUAAGCCUUAGGGUUUCUGUCACAUGAGUGAAUCUUGGUCUCCCCAGUGAGUUGUCUCUUCCUGUGCUCACACUGCCAGUGUUGGAUUUACUUCCCAAGGACCAGCCCUUCUCUGUUGCAGAGGCUGUCUUGGAGCAGACACAGGCCCUACACAAGUGGCUCAGGGGGUCCGUGCACUUGUCCCACAAGUUCUAAGGGCAUGAGUUGGAACAACUGGACUUCACCUUGUCCAAAGAGAGCUGUUGGAGGGAGAUGCCUUUUUUUUGCAUGUCCUCUUACUGAUGUUUGUGACACCCUUUGUGUAUCAGAGGCCAAGCAGGGUCCCUGCAGGAUAUGCAAGUGCCUUUUCAGUGCUAUUUAUUUACUGCAGUGAGCCAUUUUGUACCUACGGCAGCAUACUCUGACUUUAUUCUUUCAAGUUUGGUUACACGUAAGUGAAAAGGAAGGUCUACUUAAGGGCCACAAUUUUGCAGGAGACUACAUAGUGAAAUAUGUUUUUCUAGUUGGCUUUCAGGCCCAAGCUGGCUUUGGAAGUGAGAGUUUGCUGGUGUUUUUCUGCUAGUGGAAGAACAAGUGGAUAGUGAAGCACCAGGUAAGCCUGUGCUAUGCGAAAUGAGACUUGGUGUCAGGACAUAAUGAGAAUGAAAUAGAAAGUUGAAGAUGGGAAGAAGGCAAGGCAGGAAGGAAAAGAAGAGCUUGAUUUAUUUCUGUUCUCUUUUUCCAAGUGGAGUCACAGCUUCCAGCACAGGGUUCCUCACCGCCUGUGUGCCUGCCCUGCAGAAGCACAGCCUCAGAGCAGGCCCCAGCUGUGUGUGAGGCAUGGCUGCGUGACUGACUCACGGUGCAGUUGGGCUGAGGGAAUCUGCCUGGCCUCAGAUAGCUUCAGGGAGUCAGCCCUGCUGAGCCCUUCCUUGAUAAGUGACAGAUGCUGCCAGCCUGGAAUGGCGUGUUGCUGCUUACGGUGCUGAAUUUCCUGCAGAACUGGCCUGUCGGAGGAUCAGCAUCAUCUUUCUUAGCUCAUUUAUCAGGCUCAGACUCUUUCUGUAGUGGCAUAAUUAAGAGAGUUGUAAGCUUCUCCUUCCCUUUCCAGCUGCACGUGCCAAAAACUGUCAUUUCAAGAGGAGCCUCUGUGUUUGUGUGACUUCUAGGCAGGGCUGCCUCAGCUGUGAGAGGCAGCAGCUCAGCAGGGGCAAGCCAGAGACGUCCAAGACCAAGAUCUUCCUUUUUGAAGGACGGAGCGCUUGCCCUCUGAAUGAUCCAGGCUGGUGGAACCAUACUGGCUUUUCCUGCAGCACAUCUCUCAAGCUGGCUUGCCCUUAAGCCGCCCAGCCCUGAACCUGCUCCACUGUCAUCUGCAGCCACUGUGCAGGUGUGCUGGGCUGCCCCUGGAACAUCUUCCCUGAAUUCAAUUCCCUUUUUCUGCUCAGCUGUGUGGGUGGCCUGCAGUUUCCCUGAUCCCAGCAAGGUCUGUUGCAGACAGUGAGAUGCAGGCCUGGGGAAUAGAUGGCUUUAAAGACACUUGGUUUGCUUUGGGAGGGAAGUGUAAGGAGCUGGGUUGAUGCUCUUGAGUGCACAGCGUCCCUGUCCCACCUGCUGGCUGGGGCAACCUGGUGACUGGCAUGCAGCUAAGAGACAGUUUUUCCUUGGAGGUUUUCUGUUAUUCCCAGUAAGCCACAGUAUUUUUGGAUAAUGAUACGCCAGGGUUUCUUCUCCAUCCCACUUAGAGUAGAAGUACAAGUCUCAUUGGUGCAGUCCUGCCUUGUGUUUGUGUACUAAGAACUAGCUGUGGAACUGCUGACUGCCUGGUGACUCUCAACUUCAUGCAAAGAAAGAAACCAAAACAACACCAUCCAAAAAAACCAACCCCAACUCUCCCUUCCACCUCCAAUCAAACCCCAAAACCAAAAUCAAACCCAAAAAAUCAUAUUCCUCUGGGCCAAAUUUUAGAGCUUUGUACUUCUUUAUACCUGUUAGACGUUUUGUUUCAUUUCUAGUCCAUGAAAUACACUGUAGCAUCCACAGGGAGAAGGCUGAUGUGGUAAUGCAAUGGAUUUCAUAAUUAAGUUCAGAAUAUCUCCUUCUGCCCCUGAAGGUUGCAGUUGUUAACGGAUUGCCUUUAGACCCUCCCUAGGAAGCAAGGCUUUAAGAAUGACGUUCUGUGGAGAACUGAAGCAAGGAGGGGUUAAACCCACAUGAUAGUGAGACGUCAGACCUGAAAUCUCUUCAAAAAGUAGAUCAUUUUGUGUGAGUUUUUUUAAGAAAUGGUGCUUGGGUAGAUCAAUAACACAGUAAGUGUUGAGGGAGGGGAAAGAUGGGUCAGAUUUGGGAGGAUGCAAGUUUGAUGGCAAACAGCGAGAGUUUGUUUUUGAAUACUCAAAUCGGUUCUCUCUCGUGUGAUAUGAGUGCAGAUUUUCUGCUUGUGUUUUAACUUGCAGAGCUAUCAUGAAAAGUACCAUGGCCAAGUGUGUUUUAAAGCAGGCAAUUUGCACGAUAAAUGUUCUGAAGGCCGGAUUCAGUCGGCUCCAGCCUUGUCACAGGCAGGGUCUCCGUAGUCCUGCUGGCUGCAGUCAGUGCUGGCAUGGAACCCAGUGCUGGCUGCUCCGUGGUCUGUGUGUCACGGAGCUCUGGUGUGGCUGCUCUUACCUGUCCUGAGCCUUGCUUGGAACAGGGAAACGCCUGUAGAGGUCCCUAUUGUACUGCAAAUCCAGGAAACUGCUUGGGACUCCUCCUUUAUGACCCAACUAAGGAACCAACAAAAAAAAAGCGCGGGUACUCAUUAAAAUCUCAGUGCAAGUAGUCAUUAAUUAUCAUGACAGCAAUAAAAUCUUGUGCUAUGACUAGACUUGGGGCUGCUCCUACUCUCGCUGAACUGAGUGGAAGCGAGAGCAGGUUCUGUGAGCAGCAGACCUUGGUGAGCUGGAGAAGGUGUGCGCGAGAGGGAGCUGUUCACUGGGCUGCUUUGAGAGCUCUGCUACUCCGGGCCCUUUGGCUCUUGGCUGUGCAGGUGGGAAAAGCUCCCUCUCCGUGGCUGCCAGGGUUGGGAGCUGGGGCACAGGCUGGUUUUGGUUGAGAGCAGGGUUUGGUAGGAAGCCCAUGGCCUGUGGGCAAGCAAACCUCUAAAUGAGAGGUUGCUCGAGACAAAUUAAAAUUCUAAUUCAAUUUUUCAUAAGUGUGAACAUAAAAAUAGCCCAUGAGACACAGUUUCAACAGACAAAUUAGGGUUAAAACUGCUUUAAAUGCUUUUUUGCUGGAGCAGUUUGGGAUGAGCUGAACUUGGUAGUCGAAGCAUGUCUUGCAUAGCCAUUCUGGGGGAGUUUUCCAUUUGAUGCUUUGGGGUUGUGGAAUUAGGGUCAUCUUCUGUGAAUGGUCACCUGCCUUAGCUCAGAGCUGAGUUUUCUAAUUCAUAAAAAUGUUAAAGGUAUCCAAAGGUGAGGUUUUGAUUCCGUGUGUAAGAGUGAGUCACUUAAAUUCAACAAGAAGUUUUGAUUAAAAUUAGCAUUUAUCUGGUGAAUAUUGGCAAGGAGGUUUCCUUGUGUGGAUUCCCUAGUGGCAUUUCUUUAUGAAGGUAUUUUGUCCUUUAAUAAGCAGAACUACAGUUUACUGCGUUUUGAAUACCUGAUAUUCCAAUGCCAGCUGUGUUUCCUGGCCAGCACUGUCCAAGAUGUGGCAUGGCAGCUUUCUGCCGGGAGCCAGCCUGAGGUGCCCAGCAUGGGACAGCUUCCUAGGCGGGGUGUGUCCGUGAGCCCAGAGCUGGGUGCCCACGGCUGCUGCCUCAGGCCUGACUUGCUCCUGGAAGCCCAGUUUUUGGAGCACUAUUGCUGUGUGCCAGUCCAUCUCUCAUCACUUGCAGCUUCCCAAGCUUCCCAAGUCAUGAUCCACUUAGAGGAGUGCAAGAGCAUGGGCCCUGGCACUCGAAAUCUGUUAUGCUCUUUGCCUUGUUUUCAAUUGGUUUUUAGGUGUUUUUGGUUUUGGUGGGGAGGCACAGGGAACGCAAGAACCCUUCCUUUCUCCUCCUUCCGCAAGGCUGUUGUGCAGAGAGGCCUCUCCACAGCUUCCUCUGGCAAACAGCACAGCCAGGCUUGAGACACCAGAGGACAGGACUGAUCUUGGAAGAACGCGUAAGUAACUCGGGGGAAGCUGAUUUGUUUGACAUCAUUUCAGUAUGUAAGGCUAAGUCUGUUUGUGCCCCAUUGUCGUGGCAAAUCCCACAAUGGAUGGGAUUUUGUUGGGCCGUUUGGCGGAGCCUGGCAGCUGGUUGGGCAGUGAGCAGUGUUCCAGGAGCUGCCGGAAUAGAUGCCAACGCCGAAUUCUCAGGCGGUGCGGCAGCAGCUGGGCCUCGCAGGGAGCUGCGGCAGCCUCGCCACAGCGAGGACCCGAGCGCUUCCCCUGUGCACAUCCCUGCUCUGCCGCCUCUGGGCGGGGGAAGCAGGGCGGGAUGACUCAGUGGCACGGGCUGGGAGGGGGGCCUUCAGUUACAGGCCGUGCCAGAACACGCAAGAUUUGGCUGAGAACUUCGUGCUUUUCCUCUUCAUUUUCAAGGCCAAUGGCAUUGCACGUUCAUGGGUGUUUCUUGGAGGGAUGCUCUUCAGGCUGGCAGACUCAAGGAGGGCCUCCAAGUGGCCUUGUCUGUGUGAUUUUUGGAAACUCAGCAUCUCAGGUGCCAAGUUUUUGGGUCUAAGUCUUUGUAGUUCUGAUACGGUACACAUCUGCCUUGUGUCUCAGGAUGCAUGACUGCUGCAGUGCCCUUUCAGGCUGUCUGGGUUUGCUAGAGCAAACUGAUGCCCUGAAACACAGGCAGGGCUCUCAAGGAGCUGAAAGAGUGGAAAUUAUCUUGCCCUUUCACCUUGCCUUGUUAAUGCUUCUCUUGACUUCGGUGGCAUGUUCACGACUUCUCUUGUGCAAAUAGAUAUGAAAGUUGUCCCUCAGGCACUUCUCAGCCGUCUCCUGAAUUCCUUUCUCCAUCGCUAACGACGUUUUCCAUCAAGAUUACAGCAGGAAAAAAAUGUUCUCUAUGGGCUAGGUGCUCCCCUGUGCGUGAAAAGUGUGUGCAGGAGCCAAGAAACACUAGGAGUUUGUUCCUGAUUGUUCCCAGGAAGAAUGGACAGUGACGCAGGGGGAGGGCAUGACUUUACACCAACACACACACUCUGUGAGACCUGCCCAGAAGUAUCCAUGACCUUGGCAUUGCAGUGAGGAAUUUGGGGGGGGGGGGGGGGGGUCUGACCCAGUUGGGUGUCCCUUUGCAUUCCUCCCUGACCCUUUCCUUCUGGCCCAGCUGACUUCCUUUCAGGGUCAUCUUUCCUGGCCUACCCAAAAAAGGUGCCUCCCGGCCAGGAGCACGUGCCCUUGUGUAAUUCAGGUGCCACAUUCAAACUGCAGCCUGAAAGGACUUCAAAAGGGCUUUUAAGAUGUUCCAAGUAAGGGUUAGUUUGCUUCCUUUUUAAACCGUUAAGGAUUUGUGAAAUGUACUGGUGCAAGUCCUCCACGGAAGGCUUUUCAAGACAAUCAUAAAGUAGGGCUCUGUGAUUUUCCCAGUUAGCUCUGGCCUAACUCCAAGGCCUGCUGCAGGCUGUAAUAAAGCAUUUGUUGUCUUCAGUGGGUGCAGACUCAGGCUACUUGCACUGCCUUCAGUCCAUGGUUAUUUAGGCCUUUAUGGCUUUUGAGUGCUGUGGAAUUCUUAAAAAUUCCUAUUUGUUUGUGGUGGUUUCUUGAGUGAGGAGCGCCGUGCUACAGAAGAAGAACGAGGUGAGAGAUGCAAGCCAACCUGCCAACAGUAACAGCAUGUACUCUGAAUGCUACUUGAAGGUUAAAAACCCUGGCUGGAGGAGGAAACUCAGGGGCAUUUGGCCCCAGUGUGUGUGUAUGUAUAGGCACUUUUUAGGUCUUGAAGUCCUGGGCUGCCACAGGGUUUCUGGGGACUGUGGACUGUGCAUAAUUUCAGUGAAUUGAGGUGAGACUGCUUCUCUCCCUCAAUACAAAUAGUUCUGUGUAUGUGUAUUGAAAGAAAGCAUGACACAGAUGGGAGAUGAAUUCCUUUUGUCUUCCAAACGUUGGAAUACAGUUGUUUAAGACUUCAUUGCUUCAUUAUUUGCACACCCUUCCUUCAGCACUUAAGCUGUGUGCUGGAUUUCUGUUAUGCCAAAGGAUAUUUUCUGUGAUCAGUGUCCAGGUGACAUGGAAAAGCACGGUCAAAUAUUGACAAAAGUGCCCUGUGUGUGUCUGAUAAAAAAUCUCAGACUUUAAUGUGCAUACCAUACCUCGUGCUGAUGAAGAGCUGAGGCUCUGCCCUAGACAUCAGGUGCUUUUGUAAUGUUGAACAGCAAGUUUGUCUUUAUUUCUUAUAAAAAUAAUCUUUGUUGACCCAGAGCUUGGGUUCAUGGAGAUCAGUACACGUGCAGAAAGCCUGCAGAAAGCAUUCCAUUAUCCUUCAAAGAACUCGGGGAAACCCGAACCCCACCACUGUGGGGGAGAGUUGGACCCCCUGUGCCCCCUGCCCUGUCCCUCCUGUGGCCCGUGGGGGGCUUUGCCCGGCACAGGGGCAGGUCUGUAUGCAAAAGGGGCAGAUCAGGGCCUGCUCAAUCUUUUUCUGCACCAGAGCUUCUGUCCAUUCCUUUCCACACAGAAAUUCCCCCGGGGUCUAUGGUCCUGCGCAGAAUGCGAAAAUGAUAAUUGAUAGAAACUACAGUUAAUAUAAAUAAGACAAAAUUACACUUCCGUGUGAUUUAAUGCAAGUCGUUGCCAGAGAAGCCCAAGCAGAGGUUUUCACAUAUCAUCAAGAGUAAGAUGGUGCAAAACAGCUUGAUCUGCUUCAGGUGGCCAGUUAGUUCAGAGGCUGGAGCUUCAAUGUGGCUCCUGUCCCUUGUAAAGCCACAAGCCAGCUGCGUGCCAGGCAGCAGCAAACCCUGAUUUAGCCUGUGCUCAGGCUCUGAUGUGUCCCUGGGGAAGGAGGCCCAAGGGACAGCAGUCAUGGCAUGGGAAUAUAAUGACCUGCUGGAUUUCCACACUUAAAUCUCUCUCUGUGGUCAUGUUUAAAUUUCCCUUCUCUUGCAGUACAGAUCAGGGCUGCAGCAUCAGGAACGGGGGCCUGGGAGCCUGCAGUGCUGCUCUGGCUCAGCAUCCACAGAGGAAGCCAUCUGUGAGAAGGACAGGAGUGGAGCGCAGGGACAGAGGUAGCGGAGUCCCUGCCUCUGCACAGGUUUGAUUAGCUGCAGACCCUGUGCCUGCCUCCCUGCUGCUUUCACAUAAAUAUCCAGAUAGCUACAAGGAUGCCGCGGGGGUGAAAGCACAGCCUUUGGAGGUAGUUCAGAGAUGCUGGGCUAUGGUAAACCUGCACUUAGUCCAUAUGUAACACUUUGCAUCUGUAGAUGAAAAACCAGUCUUGCUCCCAGCGUGACCUCUGGGGGAAGCAGACAAUGUUUCAGUAGCCAGCUGAAAUUAUCCCAAGACUCCCUUGGCCUGUCACGCAGCAGAGAAAGCGGAGCCUUCUGUGCUUUUGCUCCUUGUCUCCUUCAGCCCUGCCAUCCAUAAACAACUGGGGGGGGAGAGUUUCGGGUGUUACUAAUUUUAAUAAAGUGGUUUUAGGAAUGUUUUGCCUCUCCAGAGCUUUCAUAACAUACAGUAAUAGAGGCUUUUGGCAGGAGCAGUAAAGCAAAUUGCUCCCACCCUCCCUUAGCAUGCGGUAAGCUGUGUGUGUCCCAGCAGCCACGUGACUGAAAGUGGGAACGCGGCGCAGCACCUGGGCAGCUGGGAAUGCCCGUGUGAAACACGCAGGCUCCGUGUCCUGCACAGAAGCACCAGCCUCUGCUCGCCCACGGUCUCGGCCAACUCGUGCAGUUCUCUGGAAGUGCUUAUUUUGGACAUCACAGGGCAUGUUCUGUCACUGGGGAUGCACAUCCUUGCACCAUGUUUUACUCUAAGCCUUAAUUUUCCUUGCUUUUGAGCGCUUGCAUCAGCCUGUCAGGCACAAUUGAACAGAGAAAUUUGUGUUUAUCUGCCUACCUGGUAAGGGAAAGGGUGCCCCAGCUCCCGUGUGCGCGGCUGGCGUGCGGGUGACAGUCACCGCUGUGCUGCAGCCAAAACAUGGAGUCUGGGACGGCUGAAGUGCCAGUGGUGGAGCAGGGCCUGGGGUGAGUCACAGCUCAGUGCUGCUUUGGAUUCAGCAGGCAGGGAAACGGCCCGCUAGUCAGCCCUUCCUCUGCUCAUAUGUGCUUGAGAUGUGAGAGCAAAAUAUUUAUCAAGGGCUGAAAUAAACUUGCCCAAGGGAUUGAAGCCAAUGUAGCUGAGGCCUGUGACGGCCAGGAUUCCCAGAUGAUGGAGCAGUGAAGAGUCAGGGGCUCUACUGAUGGUGUAUGUGCAGCACACAUUGCUCAGGCUUUAGUGCAGGCCUCAGAGGCUGGGGCCGUGCUUCGGCAGGUCUGUGCUUCUCACUGACGGUUCCUCUUGUCUUCCCUGUGCUGGCACCAGCUGUCCCCAUGGGAGGUACAGGAGAGGCAUGGAAGUUUGACAUGGAGAGCCCACAGCCAGGAGAGACUGCUGUGCAGAAAACCUGAGAGCAGCUGGUGAGUUCCCCAUCGCAGUGGGCUUGCCAUCAUUUCGCUGUCCUGAGGGGGAUGUCCCUUUCUGGGCAGAGCCAUCGGGUGGGUGGGCCAUGCGGUCAUCCACCAGCGGCACGCUGCCAUGUAGGAAUUUCAGUUCUACUGGCCGCUGAUCAGGGGCAUGAAUGAUGCAUCCCUUUGUGCGCACGGUGACUUGCCAGAGAAGGCAGUCUUCAUCUUUGCGUGUGUUCUGCCUCUCAGCGUUAAUCCCUGUCCCUGGAGAACGAGAAAUUCUGUGGAAGAGAUGGCUUAAUAAACUCAAAAGAGGUGCUGAUGGACAGAACAGCACACGGGACUGAUGGGUGAGGGGCUGGUGUUCUCCCAGCUUGCUUGCAACCUACUACAUGCUUUGGGGAAAUCCCCUUUGCUUCAAGCUCUGCCCUUCUAUUUUUCUGUUCUAUGUACUUGUUCUAAACAGUUCACCCAAAACAAGGAGAAACAAUUCAUAGAUAUAGAGACACGAUAUGGGGGGGACUCGGCUUGAUACCACUCUCAGCGAGGGCGUGGGUUUGUUUAGCACCAAGUAAAGGCAGAAACCAUGGAAAGAUUCCACAAAUGAGAAAGGCUUCAACCCCUUGGAGGCUAAGAAAUCACUCAGCAUGGAGCACUGGGCUGUAAUUAGGAAAGGGAAAUCACCAGCUGAGCAUUAAGAAGUUCUUGCUGCCCUUGAGAUGUGUUGAGCCAUUCAGGAUUUGCCCAGGGGAGAGUAAUGGCAAAGUCAUACAAGCCAGGAGAAUGAAGUUUUAAAAACUGCCCUUUAGGGAGGAAUGCAGCAUGAACUGGGAGACCUGUCUCCCUUUUCAGUGCCAUCUUCUGAGAUGGAUGAGAAUUAGCUGCUUCUUGGGGUUUUUUUUCCUUUCUUUUUUAAAUUCCUGGGUACUGCUGACUCAAGAAGCUGGCAAAGAAAUCAGUGAAUUUGGGGAAUUGUUCUUUAUUUUUAAUAGCACAGCAUCCAUGUUGUGCAGUAACUUUGACCUUGUGCUGUGUUUACAGGAAGAGGCAUCGGCCACUUUCAGCCCUGGGUGCAGAAUUUGAACUCUCGUAGUUUACAGGAGACAGUGGUUGUUUAAUUCAUCCCUCGCAUUCAUGGCAAAUUUGAAACUGACCUUUAAACGGAGUAAUUUGGCUCAAGGUUUUUCUUUACUCCAUUUCCUCCAGCCAGUUGCGUCUACGUGUUCCAGUUAAAAAUACUUUCCCUUCUUAGGGCAUUUGUCCUAAGGGCAUGUUCCCAGGAGUCUCAAGAUUCUUACCAUUUAUGAUUUUCACGAAAUCAUGGAAUCAUUUACUUUGGAAAGGCCCUCUAAGAUCACUGAGCCCAACCAUUUCCCCCAGCACUGCAAAGCCCACCGCUGAGGCGUGACUCCAAUGGCACAUCAACAUGCCUUUUGCAUCCCUUUGGGAACUUAAUAUUAUCUUGUGUAGUUCAAAUGAAAGUGCUGUCAAGAGUGAGGUGCAUUCGAAUUGAUGUCUGACCUUCUGAGAGUAUUUAUUGAGCAUCUCUCAUUUUGUGCAAUGAAAGCUUGCUGUAGGUAAGCCUGCUUACGGAUGUACUGACAUGUGCACUUGUGCUGUUUGAAAAAUUCUGGAUGAUUUUCCCAAGAAUUUACAACAUUGCUGCUCUUUGUCACUUUGCACGUGUGCCUAACAGUGGUGAGUGCAUCGGUGCAAGGCUAGGAAUUAUUUUCUUUCUGUCGCAAAAAUACUUUCUAGCAAGAAAAGAUGUUGAUUUUGCAAAUUCAUCUUGUUUUCAGGAGAUGAAACCGCAGCAGCAAUGCAUAAAACCGGGGGCAUGCCCUCCAGAAGGCAGCUAAAGUAAGUGGUACAGACACUCACCAUGUAUGGUUUUAGGCAUGUAAAAACACACAGGUAAAGUGGCAGUUCAUUGCUGUGAACACAUGUAUUCUUCUACACAGAGUCUCCGUGAGGAAAACAGACACCACAGAAAAAUAUACACUUAAGCUGUGUUUUUUUCCUCUUUAAACCAAAGAAAGUGCUGUCUGUGCCCCAUCACUGAUGGAUACACCGACAGACAAGGCUCAGUCUGUACCCGGGCAGUAAUCACUGCUGUGAAUCUGCUGCUCUGUCCCAGAGGGGGAGGUGAAUGCUUGAGACCUUGCAAGGACUGAGGCAAGCUGAAGCAAGGACUUGAGCUGAGCCUCUGUACUUUGUCAAGAGAGAUUUUCUUUAAAGGUGGUUAUUAAGGCAGCGCAAGGUAAUAAAAGCAAGCAACUCUUUCGCACAAGUUCUCGAGGUACUCCCUCACAUUCUUGUUACACUUUGUAAAGAAAAAAAUCCCGAAAUGUGAAAGCAUUGGGGGCGGGCCUCAGUGGUGGGGUGCCAAGGGGCACAAAUCCCUGGGCGCCUUGCCCUGGGCGUGCCGGCUCACCGCGGCUGGAAUCGAGGCCAGCAGCGGAGAUGCACCCGUGAUGCUCUGUUACCCAACCGGCGCUGCCUCUCAGCGUUGCGCAGACUUGUCGCUCCUACCGGGACCUGUGGGAUGCAAUGAGCCUGCCUUACAAUGACCCCAUUGAUGCUGCAAGGCCUCUUGGAAAACUGGCUCUUGAGGUGUGUGCCUGCCUUACCCCAAGAGGCAUCCUCCACGUGGAGGAGGGGAUGGUGAAAGCCGCACUCGGGGAUGCCGGAUGCGAAAUCAGGCACUGUGAAACAAAGCGCGUUACAGAAAGGUGGAACAAAGAUGUGUCCGUGAUACUUGUUUUCCAACAUAUUCGGAUCUGAAAGAGGAA
This is a messenger RNA of Motacilla alba alba, 14913 nucleotides long. Its product is annotated as probable bifunctional methylenetetrahydrofolate dehydrogenase/cyclohydrolase 2. The record is from RefSeq and is a predicted model, not a curated record. Gene Ontology annotation, molecular function: methylenetetrahydrofolate dehydrogenase (NADP+) activity; methenyltetrahydrofolate cyclohydrolase activity; methylenetetrahydrofolate dehydrogenase (NAD+) activity. Gene Ontology annotation, cellular component: mitochondrion. The transcript is spliced from 12 exons. Lineage: Eukaryota; Metazoa; Chordata; Aves; Passeriformes; Motacillidae. Bases 188 to 1543 code for a protein of 451 amino acids. Gene Ontology annotation, biological process: tetrahydrofolate interconversion.